CAGCUGGCAAGUACGAAUGCCAUAUUGUGUUUACAACCUACAUUUCACACGUUGCCUGAAGACUGCCAAGCGCGGAAGUGCCUUGCAAUAUUCAGAAUAUUCCCUCGAUAAAAGUAUAAAUUAAAACUUCACAUCGCUGAACAUUUCCAAGAAGCUAAUUAUCUCUGGCGCCGCAACAAAGGAGAUUCUCAAAACAUGACUAAAUCCUAUAGAAAUGUGACACUGGCCGACGUUAGGGCGAUGACGCGAGCGCGCUGUGAAAUCAAAAACGGGGAUCUUGUGGUUAAAAUGAUCAAUGACAUGAUUUGUGCCGGUGCCAGCAAGCUUCAAGUCCUUUCAGACUUCGAUUACACCAUAACAAAGCAAUGCUUGGAAGACGGAUCUUCGCCGCCGACCAGCUUCAAAAUGUUCAACAAAUGCAAAUCUGUGCCUCCGACUUUUCUUGAAGAGGAUGGAAAGCUUCGGGAGGUGUACCGUCCCUUGGAAAUAGAUCCCAAUAUUUCCACAGAAGAGAAAGCUGAAAAAAUGCAAGAAUGGUGGGAAAAGUCAGCAGACAUUUUCAAAGGCUUUCCAUUCAAUCCUGACGAAAUUGACGAAGUGGCAGCUGAAUCUUCUGACUACUUACGCGAUGGAGUGCAUGAACUUUUCAAUGAUCUCAACAAUAAUAAUGUGCCUCUUUUGGUAUUCUCCGCUGGAUUGGGAGACUGCGUCGUAUCCAUAUUAAAGCAAUUCAACGUACUACUGCCAAACGUUAAGGUUGUAUCGAACUUUUUAAAGUAUAAGGAUGGACAUUUGGAUGGUUUUAUCCCACCAAUAAUUCAUAUUUUUAACAAGAACGAACAAGUUCUAAAAGGUACCGAGUAUUAUGACUCGGUACAUAAUCGUGAUCAUAUUAUUUUAAUGGGCGAUUCUUUGGGUGAUGCUGAGAUGGCAACAGGAGUACCAUCGUCGUCGCAUGUCUUAAAAAUCGGCUUUUUAUAUGACCAUGUCGAGCUUAAUCUCCAAAGAUACAUGGAUGCAUUUGACAUUGUACUCAUAAAUGAUCAGACUAUGGACUUACCAAAAGCCUUGGUAUCUUUAAUCCAAAGCAAUGAAUCCUGAUUAGCACAAAUUGUUUAAGAUUAAAAGACUUUUGCACAGUUCUCCCUGACAUUGCGCAACCAUGAUUAAGUUUUUGAUAUUAUUUUUCCUAUGACUUGGAUUAUUAUUUAAAGUAUUUGCUGGUAUAUAACGAAAGUGGAAAUCAUUAUUUAUGGAUAUGUUUUACAUUGAAUGAAUGCAAUAAAUGAUUGGACAGGAA
Messenger RNA from Hermetia illucens (black soldier fly), 1300 nucleotides. RefSeq names its product 7-methylguanosine phosphate-specific 5'-nucleotidase (gene cN-IIIB). Gene Ontology annotation, cellular component: cytoplasm. The coding region runs from base 196 to 1101 and encodes 301 amino acids. The record is from RefSeq and is a predicted model, not a curated record. NCBI's taxonomy places the organism in Eukaryota, Metazoa, Arthropoda, Insecta, Diptera, Stratiomyidae. The transcript has 4 exons. Gene Ontology annotation, molecular function: 5'-nucleotidase activity; magnesium ion binding.